AUUAUUUGACCAUUUAAAAUCUCUUUAUUAGAAACAUUUUUAAAGAUAUUUCAAAAAGCCUUUUACAAUGGGUGACCUAUCAAAGGCAGUCAGGGUAUUUUGGAAAGAGACCUCAUGAUACUCUUAUAGUAGCUCUACCUCAUCUGACAUCAAGGGUUAUUUCAUCCAUUUUUCUGCAUCAGGAAAUACAAGAAACGUGGGAACUCAGGACAGCAAACAAGUCUAAGUCGUCGGCCAGGUUCAACUUGAAAUCGUCUCUCGAUUUUAAACUAGCAGUUACAAUGAAGUUAUGCUUUGUGUAGUUAACACCUUACAAAGUGAUUUAGUAAUCAUGUAAUUUCAAUUGCACCAUUACAAAAACAGAUCACUCCAUCACUUCUAAACUGAGAAAUUGUUGCCAAAAUGCAUAAAUAAUUUUUCAGCAAGUGAGAUAUGUCAUGCUUGGGCUAGUAGUUAAGUCUGACUUAACAGUUUACAGGGGAUUCUCUGAUCCAUGGGCCUUUCACUGAUACACAGUGAGAUGGAAACACGUGCUGCUGGAAGGGAAAGAUGCACUUUGGUCUUCUGAAAGCUGCUGCUGUCCAGUGCAUUCCUGGGUCCUGGCCCCUCAAACACUUUAUGGGUGUGUUGAAGAGGCAUUGUGAAUGGCAUUAGUACUGACUUGAUAACACUGUGAUAUAGAUUUGACAGUUCUAUAAAUGUAAAGAUAAUCAUAUAUGUUUUAUAGUUUAAUUUUGAGAUGAAGUUAAAUACAUAAAUAUAAAGAACAUUAUAUAAAGGAAUGAAUACAUUCAGGAUUGUUUAUUGUCAUUUCUCAGUACACCAGUGGAAGUACACAAGUUUAGAAGUGAUGGAGUGAUCUGUUUUUGUAACUGUGCAAUUAAAAUGACAUGAUUACUAAAUCAUUUGUAAUGUGUUAACUGCACAAUGAAUGUCUUCAUUGUAACUGCUAACUUAAAGUCACAAGACCAUUUCAAGAUGAACCUGGCAAGCUACCUAGACGUGUUUGCUGUCCUGGCUGCACACAUUUCUUGUAUUUCCCAAAAACGAUUGUUACUCUGGUUCCGAUGCAGCAAGUAAAACCACAAAAAGUACAAAGAAGACGAUAAUUUAAAAUACCUCCUACACAUAAGCCGAUUGCGUUUAUAUAAAGUAACGCUAGGUACGGAGUUAUCUAUGUAUAAGGUGACUCUGACAAGAAAUGAUAAUGGAUUGGGGAGGGGUGGCCCCAGUUACCAAUUUAAAACGAUAAUAUAGUUUAGCAGGAUACAUUUGCUUGCACGAUUGACGCAAAUUGGAUGAGAACUGUAAAUGCCUCCAACAGCACAUUAUCGAACUGAAGCCAGUACACCAGCAUACUUAAUACUCUGACACCAGAGUCAAUUACGCUCACUGAUGCAUCACUUUCAUCCAAGAUAAAAGACCAGUGAAUGGUUUGGGGGAGAGCGAUGACAGGUGUCUGCAUAUUAAAUGAAGUUAACUGAUGCAAAUAUGCUACAUCGAACAUCUUGAUGUCAUUUACCAAUCGCCUCAGCCCAUUUGAAUCCUGAGUGUCGUUUAGUCUACUGCUGUAGAUGGCUUUGUCAGAUAAUGUUGCCGUUUAUCAUGACGUGGUUGGAUCCACCUAUUGGCAAGGACGCAGUAUUUACUCUGAAGUUAAUUCAUUACUACACUUAUCGUUGUAUUGAUAAUGUUAUUUUAUUUCUAGUUGAACUUGGCGCCACAUCCCGAUAUCCUCCAUUUAUCACGUCUUAUAUUCAUGUCUCUUUUGUCGGGGCCGAUGAGUCAAGCACUUGUUUAUUGGAAUCCUUGCUUUGAUGUCCGAGCACAUUUACUCAUCAAUGUGAGGAAAUGUCCCAUAAAUACCCGGGCAUUCGAAAGGAGCGCUUCUUCUUUUUUUGUUCUGAAGAUGCUGGAAGCUGCAUUUUCAGUGGAGUGGCUUGCUCAGAGUAGUCAGAACAGCAAAAAAAGUCGGGAUGAGUAUGGCCAAGUGUUUCGAAGUGGACAUGCGGCGAGAUAUGGUGAUUUCUGCGCGACUGAGAGGUCACACGGGGAAGUCACAGCGAGAUCUACUAUAGGAAGCGGUAGGUCACUAGCCACUAAUAACCAGGGGACCAAAACCCAGCAGCGAUCUCUGGCAAUACGAGCUCGGGCCGCCUGCAACAGCAGCAGCGCCUCAGGAGGCGCGGACACCGAGUCCUCCGGGAGCGGCGAGUGGGCGGACCGCCGGCGCCUUCGGACCAUCUUCACCGCGGAGCAAGUGCGCAUGCUCGAGUCUAGUUUCGAGCGUCAGCAGUAUCCGGGCACCUUUGUGAGGAGGAGCCUAGCAGGGGAGCUCCGCCUAUCAGAGACGCAGGUCAAAACCUGGUUUCAGAAUCGUCGGAUGAAACUCAAGCAGCAGCUUCAGGUUGCUCAGGCUGAGGCACUGAAGUCCAGACUGCUUCUUCAGUAUUUCUCCCAUCCAUAUCACUCUGCUCACAGCUUUCCUUAUGUGGUAGAAUCCAGCUUUUUCCUUCAUUACCCUGAAUUUGGACCUCACCCCACCCAGACUCCUAUCUCGAAUCACCGCUUGCUGCGCUUUGACUACCAGCUAGAUCUACCUCAGACCUCGGGUCACUACUAGUCAACUGCACCCACACCUCGUUAUCUAAGAUUAAAUCUAUGGCAAUAUAUUGCACACCUGACAGAAUAGCUGUGAACAUUCUUUUAUUAUGUCAUUAUAAUAUAUUUAUUUUUUAAAUCUUAUAGACUAUUUUUGGAGUCGUAUGUAGUAUCCUGCAAUGGAUCACAAAAUUCUCAACAGGAGCUAACUGUGUGUAAAUGAAUCUAAAUUCGGUUGUUGUAUUGAAGGAUGUGUUUUGAUGCACAGUCCGCUAUAUUGAAAUGUGUAAUACUUUUCAAUGUACAGCUUUUCAAGCUGUCUUAAUACAUUGGAAACUGUAAGUCUCUACCUCUUUCCUAAAAUGGGUCACAAUAUCAUCCAUAAGGGAUAAUAUUUGGAGCUACUUCUGUGGUUUGCUUUAACUAGUUUAGUCAAUUCUAGUAAUGUUUUUGACCUUUCAAAUGUCUUCAUGGCAUCCUGCUAUCUUGUCUGUAGAAAUCAAUUGCAAUUGUUUCUGCAAAGGAGAGAUUUUUCGUAUUAUUCUCACCAUUAUUGUCGCUGCACAACAGUGGGGUGGAAAGCACAGACAAAUCACUUGUGCCUUGAACACCUAUGCUGCUAUCUUCAUCUAAGAACUAUACCUCAGUAUAAGUCAGGAAAAGUAUCUUUUUUUGUCAUCAUAAUUGUCAGCUUUUUCAUCAGUAAUUACAGCAGCAGUUAACAUUAUUUACACUGAAAGCUACAAUUGUACAAGGAAGUAUUACAAAUAAAAAUGUAAUUAUCUUUGGUGUAUAUGUGAUGUUUGAUCACAAUUAAACUGAGUUCUGACUGGUGUUUCAUUAAAGUCAGUAUAAUGUUCUUUCCCUUUAAUUAUUUCCACUUAUAAUGCCAAGUAUCCCAUAUAUAGUCAAAGAUUCACAUGCAGCUCUGCAGCCACUUGAAAACUGACCACUUUACAUUGCUUCAUCUCAUUCUUAAUUUUUUUCUACAUUAAGUUUCUUACACUAUAAAUCUUUCUUUGUCCUCCUAAAUUCUAUAACUAAUUCUAUCAGCUCACUUCAUUUCUUGUAUUUUAUGCCAUCAGGAAACAUCAAAAUUCUGUUCUAUAUUCAAAAAUUGAA
Molecule: messenger RNA, 3723 nt
Organism: Hypanus sabinus (Atlantic stingray)
Lineage: Eukaryota; Metazoa; Chordata; Chondrichthyes; Myliobatiformes; Dasyatidae
Product: homeobox protein vex1-like
Exons: 3
Coding region: 1760-2623 (287 amino acids)
Biological process (GO): regulation of transcription by RNA polymerase II
Molecular function (GO): DNA-binding transcription factor activity, RNA polymerase II-specific; RNA polymerase II cis-regulatory region sequence-specific DNA binding
Source: RefSeq, a predicted model, not a curated record